AUUAUUGUUGAUUGUACUGACAUUGAAGUGGCCACACUAAGCCUUAUGAGUCAACAAAAUGUGACCUAUUCAAGUUACCGUGGGAUGAACUCAUUCAAAGUCUUGACAGGGGUUGCACCUAAUGGGGUGUUGACCUACAUUAGCAACCUCUACCCUGGAUCCAUCUCCGACAAAGAGAUUGUCCAGCAAUCUGGUUUUCUACAGCACUUUGUUCCAGGUGAUCUGAUCUUGGCAGACAAAGGAUUUCUCAUUUAAGACAUUGUUCCUAAGGGUGUGUCUGUGAACUUUCCACCAUUUCUUGAACAUGGUAAAUUUACUGAAAGUGAGGCCAAGUUAACCAAGUCAAUAGCUAGAUGUCGCAUACAUGUUGAAAGGGCAAAUGCAAGGCCCAAAGAUUUUAAAAUUCUGAGUUUUGUCCCUCCAUACUUAAGGUCUCACAUUGACAAAGUGUUUCAGUUAUGUGCAGCGAUUGUCAACUUGCAGUUUCCUUUAAUUAAAGAGGGGUGUGAGGGAACAGACUUUGACUAG
Molecule: messenger RNA, 528 nt
Organism: Porites lobata
Lineage: Eukaryota; Metazoa; Cnidaria; Anthozoa; Scleractinia; Poritidae
Source: the annotation of a GenBank genome assembly